Messenger RNA from Dentiscutata erythropus, 3771 nucleotides. The record is from the annotation of a GenBank genome assembly. NCBI's taxonomy places the organism in Eukaryota, Fungi, Glomeromycota, Glomeromycetes, Diversisporales, Gigasporaceae.
AUGAAACCAACAACGGACUUUGCUCUCCAAAUGCCUUCACAUACUCCUUCCAUUCAUCAUAAUCAUCAAACAAUAUCUCGAAAAAAUAAACAUAGUUAUUCAAGUAAUAAUAAUUUCAUUUCGGAUAAAUCUGAACAUUUAUACCAACUUCAAUUGCAACGUCAACAACAACAACAAUUUUAUGAUCAACCAAAAGAUAUUUCAAUACCAAUUUACGAGGAUCAUUUCAGUUAUAUACAAGGUAGUUGCAAUUCUUCAAGAGAUUCUGAUAGGCAGAUGACGGCGACGAUAAAUAAGCAUACUCCAAAUACUCCACGAUUAAAGCAUCACCCUCAACCUCAAUUAUACCAGUCCCCAAAUUUAUAUAGAUUAUCCUUGCAAUUAACGACUGAGCUAGAUAUACAUAAAUGGUGGGAUAACGUAAUCGAUAUUUUCACUUCUUCUUAUCAUGCUACGAGGAUUUUAUUAUCGGUACCCCAUGAUUUAACUGAUACUAUAAAUACUCCUUGGGGCGUAAAAGCUAUAUAUAAUAAAGACUCUUGUUGUCAAAAUAAUACUUGUUAUUCAGAAAGUGCUACUGAUAGUUGCUCUUCUGCGUCGAGUGAUACUGGACAUCCGGUAUUUGAAAAUUUAAAAAGAUUCGAUUGUGAUUCUGAACCUUUAGUGGAUAAUGCUGGUAUUCUUAGAAUUUUACGUUGUGGAAAAAUUAUCGUCUUAUCUAGAGAGUAUAGAUUACCGGGUGAUGAUACUACUCCAACUAAUAAUAAAAUUAAUAAUUUUACUAAUUCAACAUCAACAUCAACAAUUAAUGAGGUAAAAAAUAAUAAUUCAAGAUCAAAAAUUCGUAAAAAUUUACGAUCAACUGACAAUAAAGGUACUAUUCAAAAAAAUCUUGAUUGGGAUAAUUUUAAAGAAAAUCAUUUUAAUAAUGAACAAGGCUCGUCGUCAUGGGCGGGGGUACUGGAUACUCCUUGUUUAAAUGAUUUAGAAGAAGGUCAGGGUAGUUAUUUUCAAGAUGAUGAAAAAUCUUCAAGUUAUUAUCCUAGGUUAUCUGAUUAUGAAGAAUUCGAACAACAACAACCUUCUCCUUGGUCUCAGUCUCCUGCUCCAUCUCCUGCUGUAACUGAUCCAAACUUUAACCCUUUCUUUCAAGCUAUACCUGAAAUUGAUGAAGAUGCUUUUAAUCCUUCGUCGUCAAGUUCUUCAUCUCCUGAACUUUAUUCUUCACGUAACUUUAAUUAUCCAACCGUCAAUGAUAACAAUGUUUAUUCCAUUGUACAUAUUCCUUUAAUUCAUCCUACCACUGUUAAAAAAAAUGUGGCUCCUACAAAUUCAAAUCAUGCUCCUGUACCUAUAGCAAUUUUAUCUUUUCUUUCAUGUAUUGUACCUUAUCCACCGGAUUUACUUAAAUCUUUAAAAGGUUUAGCUCCGUUCUUGGCAACAACUUUAUCAGUUUCAAUGAUACAUCAACAAUCUGUCAUCCAAUUAUCUCGUGCAACUCCUACUAGAGAUUUUAAUUCACAAAGACGUCGUAGUAGUCAAUUUUCUAAUGUAAUUCCUACUACACUUUCUGCUGGUUCUUUUGGCGCUGAUGAUGAAUUUAGUUUAUCAUCUGGUGAAUGUUCAACUGCAUCAUCAAAUGCUUCAAAAUGGGAAUAUACUACGGUCUUCCCUCCUUCUUAUGACCGUAGUCCAAGUUUAAAUUCAGAUAAUGAAACAAAUCCAUUUAGUAAUAUACAAGAUUUCACAAAGUCUGAUGAUUAUGAAUUUACUCCGGUUUCUGAUGCUACACCUUUAACAAUGGGCUCACGUUCUCUUCCAUCUAAUUUGACGGCAUCACAACGUACGAUGAAAAAUCGUAGAAUUUCUUUACCAGCAGAUACUAAUUCUUGGCAUCGUAAAAGACGUCGAUCGAAACGUGAUAUUCUAAAUACUAAAAUGCUUCGUUUGAUGGUGGAUCUUAUGCCAAGCGCUGUCUAUACUUGUUCCCCUGAAACUGGUGAUUGUACCUGGGUAAAUAUGCGACUAUUAAAAUAUACUGGACUUAACUUAGAAGAUUUACUUGGGCGUGGGUGGAUAGAUGUUAUACAUCCUGAUGAUCGAGAUAGUGUUUUAGAAAUGUGGAAUACUACAUUUUCCCGUGGAGAAGGAUCAAGCGCUGAUUAUCGUAUGAGAAGAUUUGAUGGACAAUACCGUUGGUUCCUUGGUCGUGCUGGUCCAUUACGUGACGCUAGAGGUGUAAACAUUCGUUGGUUUGGAACUUGUAUUGAUAUUCAUGAUCAAAAAUUGGCGGAACAACGCCAAAGUAGACAACUUCAUAUAGAAGCUAAUGAAAAAAAAUAUAGACUCCUUGCAGAAGCAAUACCUCAAAUAGUAUUCACUGCUACACCUAAAGAUGGUAUAACAUAUGUAAAUAAUAAAUGGUUUGCUUAUUCCGGUCAAACCGAAGAACAGGCAAAAAAUUUAGGAUUUUUAUCACACGUUCAUCCGGAUGAUCGUGCGAUUUGUCGUUUACCAGAAGAUUCUCAGUUUGAUACAGAAAUGGGUUAUUCGAUUGAAGUUCGUCUGUUGCAAAGUGAUGGAAAAUACAAGUGGUAUUUAAUAAAUUGUAUUAGUGUUGAAGUCUCUGAACAAGGCCGCAAAUGGUUGGGUACUUGCACUGAUAUAAAUGAACAUAAAGUAUUUGAGCAAAAACUUAAGGAAGCUCAUGAUGCAGCUAUAAAGUCAAGGGAAAAAAUUCGCACGCCGUUGAUUGGUAUUACUGGUAUGAUUAAUUUCAUGCUAGCAACCAGUUUAACAACAGAACAACUUGAUUACGCGCACACAAUUCAACAAUCUGCUGAUGCAUUGCUUUUGGUCAUAAAUGAUAUAUUGGAUCUGAGUAAAGUUGAGGCUGGAAUGAUGAAAUUGGAGGUGGAGCCUUUUUCACUUCAUAAUAUGAUCGAGGAUACAAAUGAAUUGCUUUCAACAUUGGCAAUACAGAAAGGUCUUGAGCUAAGCUUUAUAGUAGAUGAUAAUGUUCCAAACGUAGUGUGUGGAGACAGAAUAAGGCUACGUCAGGUCUUGUUAAACGUUAUAGGGAAUGCAAUAAAGUUCACCACGAAAGGAGAAGUUUUUUCACGUUGUUCUAUAAAUUCGGAAGAAUCUGAAAAUGAAAUAAUAUUAUUGUUUGAGGUUAUUGAUACUGGUGACGGAUUUGACUCUGAAGAAGAGGCCGUUAUGUUUAAGCCAUUCUCUCAGGUGGAUACUUCCUCAACGCGGAAACAUGGAGGCAGUGGACUUGGAUUGGUCAUAUCCAGGCAAUUAAUAGAACUGCAUGGAGGCAAAAUGUUUUGUAAAAGUAAAAAAGGUUCUGGAUCAACGUUUUUUUUUACAGCCAAAUUCAAAAUACCACCCGAUUCCACAGACCCUCGUCCAUCAACGCCAACUUCUGAAGAGUUUAAUCCAUUUCUACGGAGUAGCAAGAUUGCAGUGCAAUCAAAAUCUAUGGAGCAGAGUGAUUUGAAUUCCCCACCUACUUCAAAUUCAACAAAUUCAACACAGUCAUCAUUAACAAAUCCAUCUUCCACGUCAACUACCAGUCAAAGUUCCGAUCUUUCAAUUUCACUUUCAGAUCCAUCUAAUUAUAUAGAUUCUAAUAAUACUUAUUAUGAUUCAUCACUUUCUGAGUCACCUUCAAGUGUAUCAUCACCGAGACCCUUAUCACCAAACAUUUCAAGGCCUUCUACCCCGUCAUCCAAGUUCCUAAAACAUGUUAAUUUGCUCCAUCCU